This is a messenger RNA of Colletotrichum higginsianum IMI 349063, 1884 nucleotides long. Its product is annotated as Multidrug resistance protein fnx1. The record is from RefSeq and is a predicted model, not a curated record. NCBI's taxonomy places the organism in Eukaryota, Fungi, Ascomycota, Sordariomycetes, Glomerellales, Glomerellaceae. The transcript is spliced from 2 exons. Gene Ontology annotation, molecular function: transmembrane transporter activity. Gene Ontology annotation, biological process: transmembrane transport. The coding region runs from base 1 to 1884 and encodes 627 amino acids.
AUGACACAACGUCAACUGCGCGAGGUCCACGACGACGAAAAACUCGACGAUAUCGAACGUGCGGCGGCCGCCUCCCAGACCGAACGUGGGUCGACGAAGACGACGACGACGACCAGCACCGACUCGCAGACCAUUCGCAGCAACCAUGACGGCGCCGACGACAUGAAUCUCGGGACCGCCAAGUCUGGUGCGCAUCCCGGCGACGCCACCGCCGCGGCUGGUGGUGACACGACCGCCGAGACAAAAGAGGCGUCCGGGGACCAUGCUCCCACCACCGUCACUGCCACUGCCGCCGCCGCCGCCGACGACGACCCGGAGGCCGGCCGCACGAAACUCGAGACCCUGCUCAUCGUGCUCUCGCUCUGCGCCGCUCUAUUCCUGGCCGCCCUUGAUGUCACCAUCAUCACCACCGCCGUGCCCACCAUCGCCGAGGAGUUCAACAGCAACAUCGGCUACAUCUGGAUCGGCAGCGCCUACCUCCUCGCCAACGCCGCCUUCGUGCCGACCUGGGGCAAGAUCUCGGAUAUCUGGGGCCGGAAGCCCGUGCUGCUGUCCGCCGUCGGCGUCUUUUGGAUCGGCUCGUUGAUCUGCGGCUUGGCCACGAGUAUGGGAAUGUUGAUCGGCGCCCGCGCAAUCCAGGGUAUCGGCGGCGGCGGCAUCAUCGUGCUCGUCAAUAUCUGCAUCAGCGACCUCUUCUCCAUGCGCCAGCGCGGCGUCUACUUCGGCGUCAUGGGCAUGGUCUGGGCCGUCGCCUCGGCCGUCGGCCCCGUUGUCGGCGGCGUCUUCACGAGCCAGGUGACGUGGCGCUGGUGCUUCUACAUCAACCUGCCCAUCUCGGGCGUCGGCAUCGUCGUGCUCUUCUUCGUCCUCAAGCUGCACAACCCGCGCACACCGGCCCUCGAGGGCCUCCGCGCCAUCGACUGGAUCGGCACCCUCACCAUCAUCGGCGGCACCCUGAUGUUCCUCUUCGGCCUCGAGUUCGGCGGCGUGAGCCACCCCUGGACCUCCCCCACCGUCGUCUGCCUCAUCGUCUUCGGCAUCGUCACAAUCGCCCUCUUCGCCGUCAACGAGGCCAGGUACGCCCGCUACCCCGUCAUCCCCAUGCACCUGUUCCGCAGCUGGUCCAACGCCGCCGCCUUCGCCACCGCCUUUUGCCACGCCUUCGCCUUCAUCUCCGGCAGCUACUGGCUGCCCCUCUACUUCCAGGGCGUCCAGGGCGUCUCGUCCCUUCUGUCGGGCGUCUACCUGCUGCCCUACGUGCUCUCCCUCUCCCUCAUGUCCGCCGUCGCCGGCGUGCUGAUCCGCAAGACGGGCAACUACCUCUACCUCAUCAUCGGCGGCAUGUUCGUCGCCACCCUCGGCUUCGGCCUCUUCUACGACCUGCCGCCCGACCGCAACUUCGUCAAGAUCGUCCUUUACCAGAUGGUCGCCGGCCUCGGCAUCGGCCCCAACUUCCAGUCCCCGCUCAUCGCCCUGCAGACCUCGGUCGAGCCGCGCGACAUCGCCGCCGCCACCUCGGCCUUUGGCUUCGUCCGCCAGAUGGGCACCUCCAUCUCCGUCGUCAUCGGCGGCGUCGUCUUCAACAACGAGAUGCAGAAGCAGAACCCGCGCCUGCGGGAGCGCCUGGGGCCGGACCUCGCCGACAUGCUAUCCGGCUCGAGCGCCGCGUCGAGCGUCGGCGUCGUGGCGAACCUGCGCGGCGAGGAGGGGCGCAUCGCGCGCGGUGCCUACCUGACGAGCCUGCGGACCAUGUACAUCGUCUACGUCGCCUUCGCGGGGCUGGGGCUCGUCAUGAGUUUGUUCAUCAGGCAGAAGAAGCUGAGCAACAAGCACACGGAGCACAAGACGGGGCUCAAGACGCUGCGGAGCCGGACCGGUCGGUGA